UACUUCGCUUGCCUUCGCGCCUCGCCUCGCUCCCUCCCCAUCCGGUUAAUUCAGCUCUUGGCCGACUGGUGCUUUCGUAAACAUCCGGGACUUUAUUUCCAGCCCACGUUCCCCUGACAUCCGGGUACAAACCCCCGGCUCCGCUAUGGGGGCGGGGCCAUAGCGUGAUGACAUAAUACGCAAAAAGUGUGUGCCUUGUGUCUACCGCCGGGAGAAAAAUGUUGGUGUAGAAAUAGCGGCGAUGACAUCGGAACAGGCGCAAUCCCCAGACGUGGAGCAAUGGGUUGAGGAAGCCCAGGAGGAAAAUAUUCGACCCUCGAAGUCGCGGGCUGUCGCCGGGUCCAUUAAAGCAAAAGAGUUCGAUUCCAUCUUGUAUGGUCCAGUUGUGGAUUAUUCCUUCAGAAAGCUGGAAACUUUAUCUGACUGUGUUAAACUGACGCCUCGCACUGGCCUCCGACCAAAUGAGUACACAGAGGACAAGAAGCUGAAGAGCUGUUCCUUGCGUCUGAGCCACAACCGGCUGUCUGACUUGAGCGAACUGAACCAACUGAUUAACGCAUUGUUUGUGGAACCUCACCGCUUGUUCUGGAUUGACCUCUCCUUCAACCGCCUUCCCAACAUUGACCCUGUCCUGGUCCAGUGCACUACGCUGCAAAUCCUCAAUCUCCAUGGUAACCAGAUUGGCGAGCUGUCUGAGGUGGACAAGUUGGCCUCGCUGGUCCACCUGCGGAGCCUGACGUUGCAUGGCAACCCUUUGGAGCAGAUCAAAGGAUACAGGAGUUAUUUGGUGGGGAUCAUCCCACAGUUAAAGUCACUAGACUACAGCACAAUCACCAAACAAGAUCGUUCUACUGCUGCUGUCCUGAAGUCAUUCACCAAACGUAAGCGUGUCGCCAGGAGAAAGUACUAUGACUGAUUCCAAGAUGGCGUUGCAGUGGAUUUCUUCCCGCACUUUGUUGGUGCUGGAUUCCCAGCUGGAGCAGAGCCAGUGAAUUGGGAAUGCCGGAACACACUCCGCAAUUUUCUCGAAUUAAUUUGAUUUUUAAAAAAAGUCUUG
Carcharodon carcharias (great white shark) is the source of this 1057-nucleotide messenger RNA. It is a transcript of the gene lrrc51, whose product is annotated as leucine rich repeat containing 51. The record is from RefSeq and is a predicted model, not a curated record. NCBI's taxonomy places the organism in Eukaryota, Metazoa, Chordata, Chondrichthyes, Lamniformes, Lamnidae. The coding region runs from base 242 to 916 and encodes 224 amino acids. The transcript is spliced from 5 exons. Gene Ontology annotation, molecular function: protein binding.